This is a messenger RNA of Hippocampus zosterae (dwarf seahorse), 700 nucleotides long. RefSeq names its product BAF nuclear assembly factor 1 (gene banf1). Lineage: Eukaryota; Metazoa; Chordata; Actinopteri; Syngnathiformes; Syngnathidae. The coding region runs from base 203 to 475 and encodes 90 amino acids. The record is from RefSeq and is a predicted model, not a curated record. The transcript is spliced from 3 exons. Gene Ontology annotation, molecular function: DNA binding.
AGAAGAAAAAGACUACGAAGAAGUCGACAAGCAGGAAAAAGAAGCGCGUUGCAAGCACAACUCAGCCAGUUUGAAACUACGACGUGACAUCGGACCCAGGAGGUAAGAUAUUGGCCUCCAACAAAAACCUUUAUCUCAACUGCCUCCUUUUGACGUUUGACAUCAACGGUUUGUUUGACUUGUGACCUUCAACAAGGCAGCCAUGUCCUCAACAUCACAGAAACAUCGUGACUUUGUGACCGAGCCAAUAGGAGAAAAACCUGUGUUUGCUCUUGGCGGCAUUGGUGAGGUCCUUGGCAAAAGACUGGAGGAGAAAGGUUUUGACAAGGCAUACGUCGUCCUUGGACAAUUUCUGCUGCUAAAGAAGGACAAUGAGCUUUUCCGGGAAUGGCUUAAGGACACUUGUGGCGCAAACUCAAAACAACAAGGUGACUGCUUCAACUGCCUUAAAGAAUGGUGCGACGCCUUCCUAUAAAGCUUCGUCUGUUUCUUUUAUAUUGUUUUUGUAGUUCAAACUGGCCAUCAGCUCUUCGACAGAUUUAAAUCCAUGAUAUAUACGAACAAACACUGCAACACGCGUGAGGUUUAUUGAAGUAAACUUUUAAUUGUGUACACUGUUGAUGAUGUCAUUUAUUAUUCAUCGUCUGUAUCACAUUUUAAUUAAUAGCUCAUGAAUGAUCGAAAUAAAUUUGGAAGUCAA